AUGUCUCCCGAAGCGACACCCCCGCCUCCGCAAAAUGUACACGAGCUGGACAUCUCCAAGUUGCAUGCGCUCCCCUCUGAGCAGCAGGAGCUCUACAUGCUCACAUUCACUUCUGACCUAGUGCAAUAUAUAUCAGGACUGGAAUCGGCACAGGUGUCAUCGCAACAGAAGGAACUUAAAAAGGAAUUGUUCAAGAUAUUGAACCUCCCCUCGCCAACGAUCACUCGAGUCCUCCGCAAUAACCUCGGGCGAUGCUUUGGCGCAAUACUCAGCAAAGGAGAUCGCGGGAUCCUCUUCGAGACGAUCACCGACCUACUUGCCAUAUUGAAUGCCGGCAAGACUGAAGCGGAAAUAAAGAUCAAGUUCGCUGCGGCGCAUUGUCUAGGGGAGGUCUUUGCGACAGCUGGCGAGAGCGCGUUCAUGCAAUCCAAUAUCGCAACCUCAACCACACUCAAGCUGCUGAAGUCAGUAAGCAAUCACACAGGAUUUCGCGGUGUUGUCUUUGCAGUCCUGCGCAAGAUCGUGGUCGGGAUUGGGGUCCCUAUUGACGAGGCAACAGCCCGUGACAUUUGGAAGCAGGCCCGAAACGCAGCUACCAGUGACAAAUCGACUUUCGUUCAGGUCAAUGCUUGUCGCUGCCUGGAGCAGCUGAUUGCUACGACCCCGUUCUUCGAUAACACCAAUGACUUCGAGCAUCUCAAAACAUUGGUGUGGAAGGUUAUCGACAGCCUCGCUGCGCCGGUGCGACAUGCUGGUGCUGCAGUUCUCGGGCGAGCAUUGGUAAAACUUCAUGCCAGCGAUGCGCACAUCACUACCGCCCCCAAGCCGAAGUCUAAGAAGACCAAGCGCAUGUCAAAGAAACCCGGGGCAGGGCUUGCAGACGAGGAAGAGGCGGAGAUGUCAGAGUCAUCCGCACCCAAGAAGACCGACUCCCGCUUGUAUUUCCUUCUUCCAGAUUUGUUGCGGCAACUCUCAACCCAAUACCUCAAGAGCACAACCUCAAAUCGCGCACGAGCCGGACUUUGUAUAUGCUACAAGUAUGUACUGCGAAAUCUAGGCGACAAGAUUGUUGAAGGGCGCUAUGGACAGAUAGCGACCAAUCUGCUGGUCGACUUGCUCAAUCACCCAACAAUCACUUACAAUCGGUUCCGUCUGCUCAUGACUAGGAAAUUCGUUAAAAGCAUUCUUGAAGAUACCAUUGGCCAAGAAUUGCUACGUGAGAACAGCCAACUCAAUGCCGCCAAGUGGUUGAUCAAUGACAUCCUCAAAGACUACCCUCAGGUCAUUCAAGAGCGCCGCGAGCCCAGCAAGUACUCGUUGACGAGUGCGGUCAGCGCUCUUGCAUCUUUGAUAUCAUCCCUUGGCUCUGCUUUCAGCGCCCUGGCCGACAGCUGCAGGGACGCUUUGCUUCAAGUUCUUCCUCAUCCAAGCUACACAGUCCAAGUGCACGCCGCUCAUUGCCUGAGGACAUUUGUCCUAGCUUCUCCCCACCAACUGAUAUCUUGUGUUACCAUUUGUAUGAACAGCCUAAAUAGGGAAAUUGGCCAACUUGGAACACCACGCCAGUCACCUCGUCGCUGCGUCGGCUAUGCAAACGGACUAUCGGCAAUGCUGAGCACCUCCCGCCUACAGCCCUUGUACGGCGCAGUCGACGUAUUUGCUCGUGUUUUCACACAAGCAACAGACCUCCUGAAGAACAGCAGUACUUCGGAGCUCCGUGUUGCCAGUAUACAGAUUCAAGUGGCGUGGAUUUUGAUUGGAGGCUUGAUGCCCCUUGGGCCCAGCUUUGUCAAGAUUCAUCUGUCGCAAUUGAUGCUUCUCUGGAAAAAUGCACUCCCCAAACAUCUUGGAAAAAACAAUGCCGCUCAGCCAGGCCCACUUGAGAUCAGCUUUUUGACUCAUGUUCGAGAGUGCGCUCUCAGCUCUUUGUUGGUAUUCAUGGAAUUCAACGGCAAACUGAUAACCUCAGAUGGCGCAAAAAGAAUUUCUGCCAUGCUGCAAAAUACUGUUGAAUUCUUGGAUGAUUUACCUAAGCCUAAGGCCAUGGAAGACCUUUCACAACGACUCCAUCCUUCCCUCCAGCUGCAAGACUACACCACUAUGGUGCGUCGACGUGUUUUGCAAUGCUUCUCGAAGCUUGUUCAAGUCCACCCGCUUAGUCACGGAGAUAUCAUCUCCCAGUCAAGUCUUCUCGGUUUGGCUAUCUCAUCGUUUGCGGACCCGGACGCACAGUACAAGCACUUGGAAAGCUCGAUAUCUGGCUCUACUGGGCAAUUUGAUGGCCUGUGGGAUCUUUGCGAUAACUAUGGAUUUGGGGUCACUGGGCUUUCGAGAGAGUAUAUCCGUGCUACCUUGUCUGGUACUCAGAAAGAUGACAAGGGGCCUGCUUGGUCUGCGAUUGACUCUGUGGAUCAAGCAGUCGAUGAAGCGUUGAACUUCCCUAUUUGCCAAGCCAGCGAACAUGACGCGCUCCUUUUGUACAAUUUACGAGAUGGCGAUAGACUCGCCGUGGAUCCCCCAACCACCGGAGUUGUCAACUCGGCGAUUGAGUUGUUUUCUCUGGCCUUGGCACUCCAUUCGCCCAAAAUCCAGGAAAGCAGUGUCGAGCAAAUUGCGACUUUCCUGACUUCGCCCACUCUGCAAAGAAAUCCUGGCAGAAAGGCAGCAUUGGUAGUCAACAUCGCAGUUGCGCUAUUGCACACGCUCAAAGUGGCCGUCAAGGAGACGAAUUUUGUUGCUGGCAAACUACACUCAUCUACUGACAAGAUUCUACAAGAAAUCUUGCAGAAGUUCAUUGUUGACUCCGACCCAAUUGUGCGCACCAUCGGUGUUGAAGGGUUGGGGCGACUUUGUGACAGCGCUGGAAACACAUGCACCAAUACACAGGUCAACUGGCUGGUGGAUACUAUUGUGGAGAACAGAGAGCCCAAUGCUAGAGCUGGCUGUGCCGCUGCUUUGGGUUGUAUCCAUGCACAAAUUGGUGGGAUGGCUGCUGGUUUGCAUUUGAAAACCAUUGUUGGCGUGCUGAUGUCUCUAUGCAAUGACCCUCAUCCCGUUGUCCAUUUUUGGGCUCUUGGGGGUCUGGAGAGAGUUGCCAACUCUGCGGGCUUGACAUUCUCGCCGUUUGUCUCCGGGUCGUUGGGAAUGCUUUCCCAACUAUACAACGUUGAUACACACAACGAGGAAGCCUCUGCAUUGGCAACGUCUAACAUUGAGAUGUCAUUCUUGACACCUGUUGUUAUCAGUCGAUGCGUGGACUCCUUGAUCAAUGUUUUGGGUCCAGAUUUGCAAGACAUCGCAAAGACACGAAAUCUUGUUCUGACACUGCUUCGGCAGUUCCAGCUGGAGGAAAACCCAGCAUUGGUGACGGAAAGUUCAAAGUGUCUGGACCAUUUCUCGCUUUAUGCAUCCAGCUUUGUGGACUACUCGGGAUACGUGAAACGCCUACAAAGGGAGCUUCGAGCGAAUAAUUUCCUAAUGCGCGAUGUUGCCGUUCGGGGUCUCAACAAUCUUAUGAAGCGCGAUGCGCCUUCGGUGAUGCAAACGGCAGGUCAGACAUUGGAGGAUGACAUAUGGCUUGCGUUCGAUGAAGCGCCUGACAAUCUAUCCCUCAAGUCAAUGAUCCAGGAUUGGCUGCAGCAGACGGCGCUGACAGAGACUGAGGUGUGGAUUCAGCGGUGCCAAAACAUCAUGACCAAGACCCGCAACAAGGUGGAGCCUCUACCCACCACAGCGGUUCAAGCUACAGCAGCGGAUAUUCCUGACGACGAAGUCGCUGGAUUCGCGGCUGCGGGCGCCGCUGAGGGCCAAGGUGACAUUGCGAAUGAAAGUAUGUCUGGCCAAGAGCUAUUGAAGUGGCAGACUCGCCAUUUCGCUAUCAGCUGCCUCUCCGAACUGCUCGCUACUGUGCAAGAAGCGAUCCUGCCAGACUCUGCUAUCCCAGCAGAGCUGGCUCUUCAGAAGAAUGUAGGAGAUAUCGUGAGAAUGGCUUUCUCCGCAUCCACUGCCAAUGUGAUCGAGCUGCGCGUCUGGGGCCUGAAAAUCAUUGACCAAGUCCUCACCAUGUUCGGCAAGACACCCGAUCCUGACUUCGCUGAAGCUUCACUACUCGAGCAAUAUCAGGCUCAGAUCAGUUCUGCACUGACACCUGCUUUCGCGACUGACUCUUCUGCCGAGCUGGCUUCAGAGGCCAUCAAUGUGUCUGCUACUUUCAUUGCGACAGGGAUUGUCACCAAUGUCGACCGCAUGGGUCGUAUUCUCAAGCUCCUGGUACUGGGUCUGGAGAACUUUGCCAAGAACCCUGAGACCACUGAGAUUGGUGACCUCAAAGGUCUCAACUCCAACGCUCGUGUGAUGGUAAAACUCGCGUUAUUCUCCGCUUGGGCUCGACUCCAGAUCGCCAGCAUCGACCAUGAGUAUUUGACCGAGGUGGUUCAACCAUACAUUGCGAGACUCACACCGUUAUGGCUAUCUUCCUUGCAAGAAUAUGCGCGCUUGCGCUUCGAGCCGGAUAUCUCUGGUAGCUUGGGGGUAAGCUCUAGUGGUGAUUUGGAUGAGGUCUAUGCUGCAUUGAACCGUGAGACUUUGCUCAAGUUCUACCAAGACACAUGGCUCUACUUGGUUGAUGCAAUCGCUGGCCUUGUCGAGAAAGAUAUUGACUUUGUCUUCGAUGCCCUGGAUGGCAAAUUGCAAUUGCCCGAGACCAGCGAGGAAGGAGAGGAGAGCGCAGAAUCCAAGAACAACCCUAAAAUCGAGGAGCCCGAAGGCAAGGGUCACGACAUAAACUACCGUGAAGAGCCUGUAGCAUUUUUCUUCGUGCUCUUUGGGUUGGCUUUUGAAUCUUUGGUAGACCAGGGAACCUCGGCCUCUCAGCGGCUGGAAAUUCUUCAGGCUUUGAAAAGAAUACUGAGGCCAGUGAUCUCUGGAAACGCCAUCUACCAAGAUGCAAUCUUCACCGAAACCAUGGACACCUUCGAUCGACUAGUCUUGACAGAGGCCACCCCUAUCCAGACCGUUAUUGUCGAGAUUGCUCAGAACCUGUCAUUGGAUCACCCAGCUGCAAAGGGCGACCAGGAACGCAGUGACCACCUGUCGGAUGAUAUUGAGCAGCUCUUUGAGCUGACAAGAAGCAUCAUUCUUGUCCUUGCUGGAAUGCUUCCCAACCUCCGCGAGUCGACGCCUCUUGCACGAUUCAAUAUCACCUCAGAUGAGUCCCUGACACUGAUUCGAUUGGCGCUUCGGUCCUUGGUCGACGUUGCAUCCGUGUUCCCGUCAAUUAUUCGCAAUGACCUCCACGCUUGUAUUCUCCACAUCUUCACAACUAUUCUUGCCACGGGGCUUUGCCAAGCAGGAGUCGUUCCACAGGCUCUGCCAAUCUUCAGGCAGUUCAUCCACGUCAUCACACACACAACGGAAGCCUCCGAAGACCUUGCCGUCGUAUCAUUCCAACUGCGUGGGUGUCUUACGCGUUUCCUUACCAUUCUCACCAUCGCCCAGCGACGCGAGUCGGACAUCUCCAUUCCCUGCGCCAAGAACACGCUACUCGCCAUAACCUUCCUUCUUACCGCCGGUGGGCAUGUCAUCCCCCCUCAGGACCCUAUCCUCAUUCGAGUCUUGAAUGAGCUCUUGGACUGCCUUCAAGACGUUGGUCUUGCCACAGUAGCAGCCAGCUGCCUCCGGUCCAUCCUCGUCAAGCCAGGGCCCCGUUACCCCACCGACGAAGUGAUCAGCAGAUAUCUCACCCCCCGCUUGAUCGCUUUCUUGGUUGGCUGUCCUCUGGACAACGGCGAUAUCCCCAGCGACCCGGAGAAUUCUCGCACAGUGGUUGCUCGCACGCUCGUUUCGACCAUCGCCAACGGAACUUUCUCGGCCUCCGAGCUUCCCACCGCCAUCUCCCUUGUCAUGUCGGCUUUGUUGGCCCGCGCCAAGCGUGAAGGCCAGCCCGUGCACCAGGAGUCUGCAGGCCAUCUCCUCGAACUUGCUAAAGCUGAUCAGCUUACUUUCCGAUCUCUUGUGGCUACGAUGAACGCAGAGCAGAAGUCGCUCUUGGAGGAGGUUUUACGUAGCGCAGGUGUUGGGGCUGCUGCUGCCAAAACCGAAGCAGCAGACAAUGCGCCUCAAGCCGCACCGAGUAUCGCGUUGCGCAUGGAUUUCUGA
Molecule: messenger RNA, 6156 nt
Organism: Penicillium olsonii
Lineage: Eukaryota; Fungi; Ascomycota; Eurotiomycetes; Eurotiales; Aspergillaceae
Source: the annotation of a GenBank genome assembly